Molecule: messenger RNA, 1482 nt
Organism: Ramularia collo-cygni
Lineage: Eukaryota; Fungi; Ascomycota; Dothideomycetes; Mycosphaerellales; Mycosphaerellaceae
Product: related to CYB2-lactate dehydrogenase cytochrome b2
Exons: 4
Coding region: 1-1482 (493 amino acids)
Molecular function (GO): oxidoreductase activity
Source: RefSeq, a predicted model, not a curated record
AUGGAGUCGGCAGCCAAAGUGCCGGUGGCGGAAGUUGUCAAGCAUGCAUCAGCGGAAGACUGCUGGGUUGUCGUGAACGGGAAAGUGUACGACUUGUCAAGAUUCGCAUCAGAGCAUCCGGGUGGUCCACAAGUCAUCUGGAAAUGGGCCGGUAAAGAUGGCACUGAGACAUAUAACAUGUACCACGCUGCCGAUUUGAUCGAUAAAGAUUUGCCUGCUGCUGACAAGAAGGGAGCCCUGGAUCAGUCAACCAUCACAGAAACCUGGACCAAAGCCCAGAAGCAAGAAACGUCGGCGGCCAAGGCAGAUCCCAAUGAGAAGCCUCCUCUGUCCUCUCUCAUCAACCUUGACGACUUUCUAGUUGCGUUCGAAAAAAGCGGCUCUCCGAAAGGCUGGGUCUACAUUCAUGGAGCUAGCAACGAUCUCCUUUCUCUCAAUGCCAACAGAUCCUGGUGGGGCAAGAUCUGGUUCCAUCCUCGCAUCAUGAGAGACGUUUCUGUCAUCAAUACCAAGAUGACUAUGAUGGGAGCAAAAGUUAACAUGCCGGUAUYCAUUUCCCCCAUGGGAAUCGCAAAGACUGCAGGUCCGGAGGGCGAGGCUGCUCUUGGAGCUGGCGCGGCAGCUAGUGGAAUCGUGCAUUGCAUGUCAACUGCGGCUUCGAUGAGCGUCGAGGACAUUCUUGCAAGCGUGCCAACAACCUAUCCGUACUUCUUCCAGUUAUACGUCGAUAAAGCUCGACACAAGACCGAAGCACUGUUGAGGAAGUUGGAGGCCAUGAAGCAAAUAAAAGCACUGUUCGUAACCGUCGAUUUGCCCGUCGUCAGUAAACGAGAGGCCGAUGAAAGGUUGUUGGUUGAGGAAACCACCUCGGUGUAUGCCAACGGACAAAAGUCUGGCAACGACAAGAAAGGAGGUGGCCUGGCUAGAUCGACAGGAAGCUUUAUUGAUUCAUCUCUGAGCUGGAAGGAUAUUGCAUGGAUCAAGAAACAUUCAAGCAAGCCAAUCGUACUAAAAGGUGUUCAGUCGGCAAUGGAUGCGAAGAAGGCACUGGCGAUGGGAUGUGCUGGUAUCGUCGUCUCAAACCACGGUGGUAGGGCAUUAGACAACUCGCCCGGAACGAUUUUAAUCCUGCUGGAAUUAAGAAGGGACUGUCCAGAGGUGUUCAGCCAGAUGGAGGUGUACAUUGACGGUGGCAUCAGACGAGGCUCGGAUGUGCUGAAAGCCAUCUGCAUUGGCGCCAGAGGGGUGGGUAUUGGUAGACCAUUUCAGUGCGCUGUCGCAUAUGGCCAUGAAGGUGUUGCGCAUGCAGCAGCAGUGCUUCAAGACGAAGUCGAGACGGCGAUGCGUUUGUGUGGCAUCACUGACCUGAACGCCGUUCGCGGAGACAUGUCGUAUCUCAAUACCUCUGAGUUGCAGCAGCUGCUACCACCUCCGCCGAGCACUGGCGGAUGGCUGUUUGGCAGAAGKAGUGCGAAGCUUUGA